GAGGGUGAAGUUUCCAGGUGACGCGCCCGGCCAGACCAAGUGGUGCGGGGUGCGGGUCUCCGGCGCGCAGCGGGGCGGGGGAUGCCAGGGGACUGGGUAACCCCGGUUCGUCUCGUCCUGCCUGCCGCAGAGAUUUCCCGGCGCAGCCUUCCCCAGGUCGGCGGAAGCAGAAGUGGGCCGUGGAUCCGAGAAACACUGCCUGGAGCAAUGAUGAUUCCAAGUUUGGCCAGAGGAUGCUAGAGAAGAUGGGGUGGUCUAAAGGAAAGGGUUUAGGGGCUCAGGAGCAAGGAGCCACAGAUCAUAUUAAAGUUCAAGUUAAAAAUAACCACCUGGGACUUGGAGCUACAAUCAAUAAUGAAGAUAACUGGAUUGCUCAUCAGGAUGAUUUUAACCAGCUUCUGGCUGAGCUGAACACUUGCCAUGGGCAAGAAACAGCAGACUCCUCAGACAACAAAGAAAAGAAAACUUUCAGCCUUGAAGAAAAAUCCAAGAUCUCCAAAAACCGUGUUCAUUAUAUGAAAUUCACAAAAGAAUGGACAAGUAUGGGUGGCCUGCCUGGCUUGAUGUACAGCAGUGCUAAAGUUUCAGCAUUUAUUGUGAGUCACCUGGAGAUCUUGUUAAAUUGCAGAUCCGUUAGCUCUGAGGAUGAUUCCAGCCCUGCCACUCCAGAUGGGAAUGCACCCUCCACUACAACAACCAGUGCCUUCACCAUCCAGGAGUACUUUGCCAAGCGGAUGGCAGAGCUGAAGAAUAAGCCACAGGUCAUAGCUGCAGGGCCUGACCUCACAGAGACCCAAAUGGAAAGAAAAAGGGGAAAGAAAAGAAAGAAGGAGGCAAAAGAUAAAAAUGUGGAGAAUUACACCGAACCCAAGGCCAAGAAGAAGAGAGACCAAGUUGAAUGGCAGCUCAGAGACCCUUGUUGGGACGAGAAUUCUGGUGUUUCUGCUGAGGAUGGAGAGGAUUGUGUGUGGCCGCCUGACGACCAGGACAUGGCCCCAAAGCCCAAAAAAAGGAAACAAAAGAAAAAGCUACAAAAGCAAGUUGAGGUAGCAGUGGAUGCUAUAUUAGAUGAAAUACCAGUGAAAAAGAAGAAGAAGAAAGGUCCCAAAUAAGUUCUCCAGAGCCAGGGCCUUCCAGCCACUCAGAUGUCAGGGCACCACGAGCAAACACCUUUGGCCUGAAGUCAGAACAGAGUUCACCCAAGAGGGCUUUGACAUGCCCAGGGGUUGCUGAGUCUCACCCUCUCACCACGUUUUUCCCAGCGUUUAUCCAGAGAACUUUCUAAUGUUCCAAAUCAUGGCUCUCAUAAACAAAUAAAUUUCUUUUUAGACUGUGA
Molecule: messenger RNA, 1336 nt
Organism: Panthera uncia (snow leopard)
Lineage: Eukaryota; Metazoa; Chordata; Mammalia; Carnivora; Felidae
Gene: PINX1
Product: PIN2 (TERF1) interacting telomerase inhibitor 1
Exons: 7
Coding region: 234-1112 (292 amino acids)
Biological process (GO): regulation of ribosome biogenesis
Cellular component (GO): nucleolus
Molecular function (GO): nucleic acid binding; telomerase inhibitor activity
Source: RefSeq, a predicted model, not a curated record